This is a messenger RNA of Astyanax mexicanus (Mexican tetra), 563 nucleotides long. Its product is annotated as phospholipase A and acyltransferase 4-like. The record is from RefSeq and is a predicted model, not a curated record. Gene Ontology annotation, biological process: N-acylphosphatidylethanolamine metabolic process. Gene Ontology annotation, cellular component: cytoplasm. Gene Ontology annotation, molecular function: A2-type glycerophospholipase activity; glycerophospholipid phospholipase A1 activity. The transcript is spliced from 4 exons. Bases 63 to 563 code for a protein of 166 amino acids. Lineage: Eukaryota; Metazoa; Chordata; Actinopteri; Characiformes; Acestrorhamphidae.
UAUAAUGCUUCUGCUGUAAUAUCUGAACCAUCAUUUUGCUGCUGCCCUUCAAAUCUUCUAUCAUGUCCUGGAAUCAGGAACCAAAAGUUGGGGAUCUCAUAGAAAUCUUUCGUCCUGUGUAUCAACACUGGGCCAUGUAUGUAGGAAAUGGCUAUGUCAUUCACCUUGCACCACAAUCUGAGGUGGCGGGUGCUGGCUCCAGCAGUGUGAUGUCAGUGAUGAAUAAUUUGGCACUUGUAAAGAAGGAGAGACUCUCAGACGUGGUGGGAAAGGAUGCUUACAAAGUCAACAACCUCUUGGAUAAUGAGUAUAAACCCAGACAUAUCAAUCUGAUUCUCAAAGAAGCUCACAGUCUCGUAGGCCAAACGCUGCCUUACAGCAUUUUCAGCAGCAACUGUGAGCACUUUGUCACAGAUUUAAGAUAUGGGAAGCCGACGUCGCGCCAGGUACAACAGGCCAUUAUUGGAGCAGCUGGAGGUGCAGCUAUUGUUGGAGCAGCUGUUCUGGCAGGACUCGGAUUUGGAAAAGAGAAGGAUAAUGAACAUAAAUCCUACCGUCGCUGA